AUGGCGCAGUAUUGGGAAUCACCAGUAGUUAAGAGUCUGUUACGCCAUGGUCUGGCUGUGUGUUUAGCGCUCACCACCAUGUGCACCAGCUUGUUGCUCGUGUACAGCAGCCUCGGCGGCCAGAAGGAGCGGCCCCCGCAGCAGCAGCAGCAGGCAGGGGCGACCGGCAGCGCGCAGCCGUCGGCGGAGAGCAGCCCCCCCUCGAGACCCCGGAUCCCCGCUGCACCGCGGCCGUUGGACGGAUACCUCGGCGUGGCGGACCACAAGGUGACUGACAGCUCGCUCACCGGCGCGCGCACCACCCAGCCUGGGGAUCCCGCACACCUGAGCCUGCCCCCUUUCCCGGGGCUGGGAGGCGCCGUGAGUAGGUGCCUUGAGGAGGCUGGAAGGGGGAGCGGAGCCGCCGGGGUAGGGUGGGAGAGUUCCUUCUCGGAAUGA
Lynx canadensis (Canada lynx) is the source of this 438-nucleotide messenger RNA. Its product is annotated as alpha-N-acetylgalactosaminide alpha-2,6-sialyltransferase 5-like. NCBI's taxonomy places the organism in Eukaryota, Metazoa, Chordata, Mammalia, Carnivora, Felidae. The record is from RefSeq and is a predicted model, not a curated record. The transcript has 3 exons. The coding region runs from base 1 to 438 and encodes 145 amino acids.